GCUCCGGAAACUGCGCGCAUUGCCAUGGCGACCGCAGCGCGUCGUGUUUGCUGCUGCUGUUGUUAUGAUGCGCUCCUGAAGCUCCGUGAGCGUGAGAUGAUCGGACUGCAGCUGUGAGAUCAAACAUGCUCUCCAGCGCGCCGCCCGCCAGCGGCUUCCUCCACAAACCCGUCCUGAGCGAGAGGAGGCUGCGGUCUGAGGCUGUGAGGGUCACCGAUCUCUCUCGAGUGCUUCAGCUGCUGCAGGAUCCGCUCUCAGUAAGACUCAGUGCCUCCUUAAAAGAAAGGCAGAUUUUCAUCUUGAAGAAAGUGGUGAAACAAUGCCAGCGAGGAUAUCUUUUGAGGGACCUUGCUGACAUUUUUAAGAUUAUGAACCUUUGUGCUGAAAGAGUGUCCGAUCAUCCGGAAUAUGCCCGAAUCCUCUGUGAUUUACUGCAGAUAUGCGGUCUUCCCUUCCUGAAAGAAAAAUCAUCUGAUGAGAUGAAGUACGCCAGUGUGGUGACAGACUGUGUGUCUCAGAUGGGUUUUCUGAUGAGGAUCCCGCUGCCGGAGGUACGACGUCAGAUCUGUUUGUCUGUGAGCGCCUUCUACAGCCGUGACAAACACCAACACAGCUCUGAUGGUGUGUGUUCCACACGUGCUGACUACAGGGCUCUGAUGCUGGAGCGCAGUGGUGUUUCUGAGACGCUGGUCAUGUCUCUGGCUCUAACGGAGGAGCAGCUGCCGGUCAAACUCUGUCUCCUGCAGACGCUGCAGAUCCUGUCCAGAACAUCAGAAGUCAACUGUAAGCUGAUGCUGAGAGCUCAGGCCGCACAGAAGAUCUGUUUCCACAUGAGUGAAGGAGAUCCGUCCGGAGAACUGCUCUUCAGAUCCUCCGAGAUCCUGUGGAACCUGCUGGAGAACGGCUCUCGACAGGAAGUGACCUCACAGCUCAGCAGCAGCGACUGCAUCGCAUCUCUGAAGGAUGCGUUUCUCCAUCUGCUCCUGAAGGGUUUCCGUCAUCAUGAGCGUCAGCUGAGGAACGACCUGCUGGUGCUGCUGUCUCUGAUCGCGGAGAAUCCCGGCGCUCCUCUGAUCGAGAGCGGCUUCCUCAAGCAUCUCACGCCGUUCCUCACGUUUCCUGAGCUGAAGAGCCACAAUCCUCUGGUGAGAAACCUGAAGCUGUCCUUCAACCAGGAGGACUUUGAGAUGAAGAAGCUCCUGCUGAACAUCAUGGUGGUGCUGUCAAGAGAUCUGUCUGCACUGCAGCUGUUCAGAGAGGGCCGUGUGAUGCUGGCUCUGAUGCUGCUGGUGAAGCCGAGCUCGUCUGCGGAGCGCAGCGGCAGACACAGACGCAGAUGGACCUCCAGCCAGCAGGAGGAGCUACAGCUGCAGGCUCUGUCCACACUGAGCUCUCUGGCUCCUCUGAUGCUGGAGGAAUACAUGACGUGUCAGGCCAACACCUGCCUGCUACUGCUGAUCGACUGCUGCCUGCAGCACGACUCCUCCAGUGGGCGGGGUCACGGUCUCCAUGGCAGCAGUGGGCGGGGCGGGAGGAGGGCUCAGCUGCGCUACUGUGUGCGUGUGCUCAGAUCCGUGACGUGUGUGGAGCACGAGCCGCUGCGACAGGAUCUGUGUGAUCAGGGAGCCAUCGGGCAGCUGUUGGCUCUGUGUCCAGGUGUGCUGCGCUGGUUCCUGGGGAGGCCGCAGGACGAGGACGCUGUGGCUCUGGAGAUCCAGACGGACUGUCUGCUCCUGCUGUCUGUGCUGUGUGAAGGAGACGUGCACAGGAAGGAGCUGUUCGGCCGGGACGGGGUGGAGCUGCUGAUCCAGUAUCUGAGUCUGGACGCCGCGCUGGUCUUCAGUGGUCUGGGUCACAACAAACUGCUGCUGUCCUCCAUCGACUGUCUUUGGUCCUGUGUGGUGGGGUGUUUGGGGGCGGAGGAUGUGUUCGUGGAGCGCCGCGGCGUGGAUCUGAUGCUGCAGCUGCUUCAGCGGAGCCCCAGACACAUGCUGUCUCCGCUCGUGUCCACGCUGCUGGAGCUGUGUGAGAAUCCCCAGGCCGUCACACACCUGCUGCACUGGAGCGGAGAGAGAGACACCAGCGCAUCACAGCUGCUGCUGCACAUCUGGAGGAGAGAGGAGGAGACCACGGCCGUCUCACGAGACCCACACGGCAUGAUCACAGACGUGAAGCGACCGAUUGUCUCUCGGCAUCAGGAGUCUUCAUCAUCAUCAUCGUCGUCACCUGAUGUCAGUGCUGCUGUCAGAGAGGUGUCAGAAAAUCUGCGUGCAAACAUCUACUGCAUCUUCUGCAAACUGGGAUUUGAGGGUCUGUCGGGUUUGAGCGCUGAAGAUCACAUCACACUCAGCAUCAUCCACCGAUACCUGGACUUCAAGGUGGGUGAGGUUGUACACGAGGUCUUGUCUGAGCUGUUGGAUGAGGGAGUGUCGCCCGUUGUGUCUGAUGAAGCAGCGCUGAAGAGUGUCCUGCAGGUCACUGAAGCCACAGCUGAGAGCGUGCGCUUGCUGCAGCAAAGCAUUCUGGGCCGUCAGCAGCAGGAGGAGCUGCAGGAGGAGCAGCUGCUGUAUAAAGAGAUCCUCUUCACUCAGAAGCAGAGAGAGAUCGCAGCAGAGGCCUGGAGGAGUUACGUGGCCAGAACCUCAAACUACAGCAUCCUGAAGGAGUUCAAGCGUCUUCAGGAAGAGCAGAGCACCAGUGAAGCCUAUGCUCCAUCAGACACAGAGACGCCAGAGCCUCCGAACACACUCUCAGAUCAAUAAACCAGCACCAGUCACUAUAUACAGAGAACAUGUAGCCCACCAAGUUCAUUUAUUAUGGCAUACUCAGCAUUAGCAUGCUAGCGGUCACUGCUGGACCAUCAUGGACCAGUGAGCUGCUUCCAACAUGGCAGAAAGGAUAAGCACAGCCAAAUUUAAAGGGUGAAUGUAAUCCAUGAUGAUUGUGUAAAUGAGUAUUUAAAUAAUGAAUAAUAAAAUAAGAAAGCAGAGCCAG
Carassius auratus (goldfish) is the source of this 2994-nucleotide messenger RNA. It is a transcript of the gene cfap69, whose product is annotated as cilia and flagella associated protein 69. The transcript is spliced from 22 exons. Gene Ontology annotation, biological process: response to odorant; olfactory behavior; positive regulation of flagellated sperm motility. Gene Ontology annotation, cellular component: sperm midpiece; non-motile cilium. Bases 126 to 2762 code for a protein of 878 amino acids. The record is from RefSeq and is a predicted model, not a curated record. Lineage: Eukaryota; Metazoa; Chordata; Actinopteri; Cypriniformes; Cyprinidae.